This is a messenger RNA of Rhinichthys klamathensis goyatoka, 1237 nucleotides long. RefSeq names its product ring finger protein 24 (gene rnf24). Gene Ontology annotation, molecular function: zinc ion binding; ubiquitin protein ligase activity. The transcript has 7 exons. Bases 434 to 907 code for a protein of 157 amino acids. Gene Ontology annotation, cellular component: endomembrane system. NCBI's taxonomy places the organism in Eukaryota, Metazoa, Chordata, Actinopteri, Cypriniformes, Leuciscidae. The record is from RefSeq and is a predicted model, not a curated record.
GUGAUGAAGGAGGAGGAGGGACCUGCUCGUGUCGUGAGCUACGUGCUGCUGAAUUCACAUCCACCACUAAAAAUCUCAAUCUACCACCCCAUGCAGACGCAUUUCAGGAGCGCACACACUUCACUACAGCCUCAAGCCACCUGGGAAGAGAUUCGAGUUUUACAAGCAUCUGUGAACUUACAGCCUACGAUGCUAGUGUUUAUAUGAUUACUGAUUUGUUAAUAUCGCGCUCGAAUUACUGCAGAUUAAAAGACGUGGUUGGUUUAUUUAUGGUCGGUUGUUAGAAAAAGGUUGGAGCUGUAGCUAUUACAUUGAGGAGGCGCUGAAUUUGAGCUCUUUGCUCAUCUGUUUGGGAUUGUGAUCGAGCAGGAGGGAGGAGUGGCGGAGAAACGGCUGGCUCCUGAAUUCUGAAUCCUGCCUAAAAUCCACAAAGAUGAUAUAUCUGCCAGUGUUAUCCAUGACCUCAGAUUUACAGCAUUACACUUUCAGGAUGCCGAAUAUAGGGUUUCAGAACCUUCCCCUCAAUAUCUACAUUGUUGUCUUUGGGACUGCCAUUUUCGUCUUCAUCCUCAGUCUACUCUUCUGCUGCUACCUGAUUCGGUUACGGCACCAGGCACACAAAGAGCUCUAUGCAUACAAGCAGGUUAUUCAAAAGGAAAAAGUCAAAGAAUUAAACUUGCAUGAGAUUUGUGCGGUGUGUUUGGAGGAAUUCAAGCAGAAAGAUGAGUUGGGAAUCUGCCCGUGUAAACAUGCCUUUCACAGAAAGUGCCUUAUCAAAUGGUUGGAGGUGAGGAAGGUAUGCCCGCUGUGCAACAUGCCAGUCUUGCAGCUGGCGCAGCAGCAGAGCAUGUCCGAGCCUGUGCCCCCAACACAGCAGCCUCUGCCCGGGGUGGAGAACCUGGUGUAGCCCCUCCUCUUUAUCCUAAAAAUAUGACCACCACUACCUUCACACUCCCUCCUGUACAGGUACACGCUCAUAUCCAAGGACAGACCGCAGGAUCUGUGCCCGGAGCCACAGUGACCUCUGACCUGCAUAUGUUCCUUUCCUGCCUUGGUGGCUUUAUAACGGAUUUUUUUCCAAAUUACAAUAAUAGAUGAUUUACUCCAUCCGUCUUAUUUGGGUUUAGCUUUCUUUCCUGUGGGAUAAUGAAGAAGAGUUUUACAUGGCCAAGUCAUGUUUAAUGUAACCGUUCCACACCAAAGCACUUUUUUUGAGGACACCAGUGAGAGGCAAAAA